Molecule: messenger RNA, 448 nt
Organism: Oryctolagus cuniculus (rabbit)
Lineage: Eukaryota; Metazoa; Chordata; Mammalia; Lagomorpha; Leporidae
Source: RefSeq, a predicted model, not a curated record
UGCAGCGCCCAGGUGUGCUCGCCGCAGCCGCACAGACUUUACCCCCGACCAGUUGGGGAUGUUGAAAGCUGUUUUCGAAACGACCCCCUGUCCUGACUGGGAGAAGAUACAAGAGUUAGCGGCAAAGCUAUGUUUGGAUGAGUGUGUGAUCAAGACCUGGUUUAAAAAUCAGCGCGCCAAGCAAAGAAAACUGCAGCGAAAGGGCCAGCCCUGCCAGCCCGGCGAGUCCCCACCACCACCAGGUUCAGAGCUCAGCGCACCUUCGCAGGAAGAUCACGGCCCUGAGAGCUCCCAGGCGCAUGGCCCCGAGGCUGCCGAAGACCCGCUGCCCGCCGAUCUGCAAAAUAUCCAUCUGGACUCCUCAGCGCCCUGGGCUUCGUUGCCCCAUGACAUCGGGGAGCUGGUGCGCAUGUACGGCUUGUUCGAUGACGACGAGCCCGACGACUAG